AUGGCGGCGCCUCAGCCCGGCUGGAAACUAGAGGGCUCCCAGCUUCAACCUAGAGGAGACAGAAGAAAACUGGACCAGAGAGACAAAGCUCAACCAGAAAAACUACAUCAGGGUGGAAAUAAAGCCAAUAGUUCCACGACCAUUAGCACUUACCCCAAGCAUCCAUUUGCUCCUCAGACCAAAGCAGCUGACAAACUCUUAAAAAAGGAGCUAAGAGGAGCAAGGCACAAACGUCUCACAGGGCAAGGCUGUGCAAGCUGGACUAACCCGAGUACCAGAAACUAUCCCUGCAAAAUGAGCCAGAUUCCUCCAAAGAGUCCCUUGGCAUCCCUGUUUUCAGAGYGCGUCAACUCCAGGGUGGAUUCUCUGGACCACUUGUCAAUGGACAGUUUUUGGCUGGAAGUAGAGAACAUUAAGCAGAGCAAUGAAGCCGAGCAAGAAGAAUGCAGCCUUGCAGAUGUCAAAGCACAAGAGGAAGGGGACGCCGAGGCCGARUGGCUGCAGGACGCCGGCCUCUCCGACCUCCUGGGCGACCGGGCCUCGGAGAACGACAACAUCGUGUUGCUCUCCACCCUGACCAAGACGCAGGCCGCGGCCGUGCAGCGGAGGCUGGACACCUACUCCCGCUCCCGGCGGAGGAAGCACAAGCAUCCCGUGCGCGACGUCCGAGACAUUUUUGGAGUCGUCAGCAAUGGGGAGACAGUGACACAGAAGGAGGAGACCAGACCAGACCAGUUGUGGCACAAUCUACAGAGUGCAAAUGUGCAGAAACCAGAAACUCAGGAUUACUCCUGCACAGUUCGAAACUCUGGGAAAGAAGAGGUGUUCAACAUGGACGUUGCCUAUUCGGAGCAGGCAGCSGUUCUGCUCAAAGGAUCCUUCCUGUCAGAUUCCAGGAGGAUAAAGGAUGGCAAUGUCCUAACUAAAUUUAAGAUCCCCAAGGGCAGACUAGGAGUGACCAGGAUUGGAGAUCUGUCUGCUCAGGACAUGAAGAAGAUUCCCACACUGGCCCUUAUUGAGCUGACGGCCCUCUGUGAUGUCCUAGGCUUUGAGCUGAAGAGAAACAAGGCAGUGAAAUUGAAAACAGCAGAGAAAAGACUCUUUGGAGUUCCACUCAACACGCUGUUGGAAAACGACCAAAAACUACUCCCCAACACCAAGGUCCCUCUGCUACUCCAGGCAUUACUGUCAUGUCUGGAAAAGAGAGGACUUGAAACUGAGGGCAUUUUGAGAGUCUCUGGAUCCCAGACCAGAAUUAAGAGCCUGGAGCAGAAACUAGAAAGUGACUUCUAUAGUGGCCUUUUCCGCUGGGAUGAUGUCCAUCAGAACGACGUGUCGGGGCUCCUGAAGAGAUUCAUCAGAGAGCUGCCUGCACCGCUCCUGACUGCAGAGUAUCUGCCUGCUUUUGCUGCUGUACAAAAUAUUCCAGACCUGAAGCAAAGAUUGCAAGCCCUUAACCUCCUUAUCCUGAUUCUACCGGAGCCCAAUAGAAACACUUUAAAGGCACUACUUGAAUUUCUCAGCAAAGUGGUUGCCAGGGAGAAAAACAACAAGAUGAACCUCUGGAAYGUUUCCACGGUCAUGGCUCCCAACCUCUUCAUGCACAAGGGCCUGCCCAACAAGAUUCCCGAAGGGAAGGAGAAGCAGCUGGCAGAGGGGGCAGCUGACGUUGUGCGGAUGAUGAUCCAUUACCAGGAUCUGCUCUGGACAGUCUCCUCCUUUUUGGUAGCUCAAGUGAGAAAACUGAAUGAGAGCAAUAGCAAAAGGUACCAGUUCUGUGACAAGCGAAUAAAAAACUUGUUGCGGAAGAUCCAUGCUGAUAAAGACAAGGUGGAAAAGAACCAGGCAGAGCCUUCCAAGGUUGUGAAGGUCCACACUUCUCUCCUCCUGAAAGACUCUCUGGAGGUCCAUUUGAACAAYGCAACCAGAGUUGCUGAUGUCUUGAAGCAGUUUCAGAAGAAUCUGUGCCAGAACGGCUGGAACAUCGUUAACACCGUCAACCUCCUCAAGUGUAACAACUCUAUGGAGUCUACCAACCUGCUCCUGUAUGAAGUGGGUGGCAAUAUUGGUGAGCAUUGCCUGGAUCCAGACACUUACCUCUUAGACUUGUACCACAUCAACCCCCAUGCAGAAUGGAUAAUUAAGCAAAACCCAUCUUAUAUAAUUUAAAAAGGUAAAAACAUCUCCCUCCAGGGAAAAAAUAAUGUGCAAAUAAAACUACAAAAUUUGGACAAUAAGGAUGGAAGGUGAGAGGAGAAACUUGAUGAAGAUGGUAGAACACAUCUGUUUCUUCUGGGUUGGCUUUUUUGAUCAACACCAUGACUUGGAGGAGCGAUAGCUGAACGCUGCAGUGGUACUUGGCAUCCUUUUGGUAAGAUCCACUGCUGCCUGUUACCCACUGCCACAAUAAGUUGCGAGCCUGUGUUUCACUCUUAAGGUACUGCAAAUUUCUCUGAAGAAUGGAAAAGGAUGUGUUUAAAAGACCCACCAUGAUGCAAAGCUGACAGCUUGUAUUUAAUGAGUGCAGUCCAAUACACUCAACACAUGCAGGAAAAUCAUUUUUACUGGAUGCAGUGUGGAAUGCAUGGAAAACUUCAAACGGACAAUUUGCUAAGAGAUGUCUGUCCCACACAGGUCCUGCUGGUAAUACAGAAGCCUGCAGGCUAUCCCUGGUGGGUAUGACACCUUUUUUUUAUUUUGCUUUUUUUUUGCUGUACAGUUAUUUUUACAAACCUACCUAGGAAGUGAUAACUGAGGGGAGCAUCCUCAAACCAAAGGGAGGUUGGUGGUCUCACCUGGCCGCACAAAUGGAAUUCCUUCCUGGAAGCCUCUCUGAACAGGUCUGUUUAUGAGCAAACAAACACCCAAAGCCCUGAGACGUGCAGUGGCUGAAACAAGGUCCGUGCGCGUCCGUCUGUGUCAYGGCUCUCCGCGCUGGUGACCGAAGGGAGCUGCUGGCCCCUCGUGCUGGGUGAGCAUUGGGUGAGUGCAGCGACGCGGACUGCAGCCGGAGCAGAGCACGGAGGCAGCUCCCGGCCAUGGCAGCGAUGCUCCGAGACCUCACGCGAGGGAGCCCGCGAGGCGCCUGCGGGGCAUGGACCAGGCAGCGUCUCUGAAAAUCCUGGCCUCGUUGUUUUUAUACUGUUUUUAAACACUGUUGGGUAUUUAUUCGUGUGGCUGAAGCAGGGCUGCCCUGCAAGUGUAUACUCCAAGUAUUGCAUCUGCCAAGUCCUACCUGAGCUAGUGACAAUCUCCAGUAUUAUUUCUUCUGUAUAACUCAGUUUUUCCACUGCAAUCUGAGCUUUGUCUCCUCCUCCUUUUUUUCCCUCCGUUCUGAUAUGUAGCUGUCCCUCUUUGUUACCUUUAAGUCGUGAUGCUCUUUAAGAGCACUCCGGUCUGUGGUUUGUCUGUCUUUGUGGCUCAGUUCUCUUGGGGAUUACGGUCCUUGAGAAGCAGGUGAGCCAUAGCUGUCCAUGUUYUCUCUAACCUGUUGUGAAUACUGUGUGUGUGAUGCUGAUGUCUUAAAAUGUUGUAUAUUACAGUGUGUUGACACUUUUGACCAGGAUGAUGCAGGUUCAGUGGUGCAAGGAAUCGCCUUCAUAGCUGUCUCUCUGAGACAUAAUAGCAACUUGAUGAAAAAAAGCACCCAAACAGCCAACCCACAACCCCAUAUCAAGACUUUUGGGGAUGCCUCUGUUUAAUAGAGCUUAAAUUGUGCCUAGAAGGGCUGCCUGCUCUUGUUGAGGAUGGGUGUGCUGUGUGUCUCGAGAUCAAGCUGCUCUAAAAUCGGGCAUUAAGAAUCCAAGGUACCUAUUCACUAAUCACCUCUGGAAAAAUUUGUUGCAGGGACAGGGCUUAGCAAGGAGCAAAUGCCAGAAGGGUGAUACUCCAAAAAAUACCUACUGUGCAAGAGUAUCAUUGAAAACAGAAUAAUGGUGGGAGACGAGAACCUGUUCCUGCRUAAAGAUGUGUGUGUGUGUUUUGUAGGGAUUAGUUUAACU
Nothoprocta perdicaria is the source of this 4001-nucleotide messenger RNA. RefSeq names its product Rho GTPase activating protein 40 (gene ARHGAP40). NCBI's taxonomy places the organism in Eukaryota, Metazoa, Chordata, Aves, Tinamiformes, Tinamidae. Gene Ontology annotation, molecular function: GTPase activator activity. Gene Ontology annotation, cellular component: cytoplasm. Bases 1 to 2169 code for a protein of 722 amino acids. The transcript is spliced from 17 exons. Gene Ontology annotation, biological process: regulation of small GTPase mediated signal transduction; regulation of actin filament polymerization; signal transduction. The record is from RefSeq and is a predicted model, not a curated record.